Effrenium voratum is the source of this 1866-nucleotide messenger RNA. The record is from the annotation of a GenBank genome assembly. NCBI's taxonomy places the organism in Eukaryota, Dinophyceae, Suessiales, Symbiodiniaceae.
AAGCUAACCACGAUGCGGCAGCACAGGGGGAUGAAGACGAAGCGGAGGAAGUUCCGGGAGAAGAUGACGACAUGGACACGCAAGGAUAUACAUCCGGCUAUGCGUCAGAAGAAGAAGACAGCGGUUGGCAUUACCGCGACACCGAUCUGGCGUCACGGGACAUUAUAAGUUCCCAACGGAUGGCGAUCUGCCUUGACGAGCCGCGUGAGGCUCAGUACAUGGCAGGAUUUAUCGCACUCCAGCUGUCCAAGAUGUGGGGGAUGUUUGAAGGUGGUGAGGAGAGAACGAUGAAUGCCGGACUCGAAGGGAAUCCGGGCUGCCCUUAUCACAAUGAUUUCAAGAGGUACCCCAACAUCACUGAGCAUGAUCAGGAAGGUAUACUUUUGCCAUCAACAAUAACGAAGAUUUCUCAAUCGGAGAAUGUUCGGACAAGAGCCUUCCGAUCGGUUGAGGAGCGUGACGAAUAUAUUCGUAUACUCGAAGACCCCGGAGACGAAGCCAGCGUGUGGUCCACGCUGGAGACUUGGUCGGAGGGGCGGCCGGCGCAGCAGGGUAGUCCACCGCGUCAGGAAAUGGCGCAGCUUGAGGUCGUUCAGAAUCAGCCGGUUGCCGUCGGCGACGCCCAGGCUGUUCGUGGUCUCGCUGUAGGUGGCGAAGUUGGAGUGUCCAGGCGGCCAGCCGGGCGCCCAUGGGCGCCCUCGGGCAGCAGCGACGGUCGACCUCGAAGUCGCUGUCUAGAUGGUCGUCAUCCUUUUCUUUAGGAAGCCACCCGUCCAGCGAACGACAGGCGACUGGACGGCUGCGACGGAAGUGCAGCAGGAGAUUCUCACACUGGCGAACAGCUUCUGGCCCAGGAAGCUGAGCGCCGCUCCCAUCGGCGUCUUUUUCAAGCGCGAAACGCUCUUCGAAGCGCUUGUAGAACAUUUCGUUCCUCGGCUUCAGGUAGUACACGAACAGGAAGCUGUAAGGUUCUUGGGUCGCCUGCUACAGCCGGUACAGCUGCUCCUCUUCGACGACUGCGUCCAGCUCGUGCUGGUUGCGCAGCCUCCAGCAGCAGAUGAAUUGCUGGUUGACUCGCACGGCUGCGCUGAUGAGCCUCAGCUUCUGCGAGCUCACCCAGGUGCUGAUCUGCGUGUGCCGGCCUCAGAUGAAGAGCGUGUCAAGGGCGCCGUUGGGUUUGUGCAGUUCUUCAUCUCCAACUUCUUGCGCCGCAGCGCCGGCUCGUCCCAGUCCUCCCAGUAGGCUUGUUCCCGCUCUGUGUUCACCCCCGGGCGAUGUAGAUUCUCUCGAAGACUGAUCAGAGCCACGGUCUUGCUUGGAAGGCCCGAGGAAGAUGCCGGCACGGCACCAGGGGCACCACGGGGUCCGAGGAUUGCUUGCUGGUGUAUUCAGGUGUAGGAAAAAGCUUGAUCUUCCCCAUUCGUUCCUUUGCUUUACUUGCCAAAUUUGAAGCCGGGAAGCCGGGCGGCGAGUCCGGAAGAGAUGCCGCCAGUGCCGCAUCGCAGCCGGAGUUUUCCGGGCAGCGUGUCACCCUGAAACUAAAGGCCGGCGUGCGUCUGAAGUACUUUGGUAGCAAGGCGUGGCUUGCGGAGCACCUGGACCGGCUGCUGGGCGACAUCUCGGUGCUACACUCGCCCUUCUUCGGUUCCGGAAAGUUAGAGUAGUACCUUGCCGCCCGGCGCCCGCGUGGCGUCGACGCGUCGCAAACCUGCGCCGCUGCCACUUGAGGAGAGACCCGGUCGGCGCGCCUGGUGGGGCGCGACGUGGGCAGGCGCUUCUACUUCAGGCAUGUCCAGCCGGGCGCGCUGAGAGGCCCUGCCAGGCGCCGGGCUGCCUGCUCAUACGCCCUGCUGCGCAACAGCUUCU